AUGGAUUCCGAUUCGUUGGAUUGGAUAUGGGGGGAUUUUAAUAACUCGCCUAAUCUUGCCGAGUUUAUUGAAGAAGUUGAAGACGAAAACUACCUAUUGUUUGAUAGUAAUGACGACGAUAAAUCAGACUCUAGUUCCGAAUCAAGUUUCAAUAAUGAUUGUUCGUUGUUAAUCGGAGAUAAGAGAACAGCACUAGAACUGAAUGAAAUAGUUAACGAUUUCAAGAAUCAAUAUGACAAAACGUUGUCCGAAUUAGAUUCGACGACUGAUGGUGAACUCGAAGACGGCAAUCACAAAUCUGUCGAUCUACUUUACAGCGAUGCUCUGGAAGCAAUUAAAACUAACUUGUCGAAUGUUGAACUAGAAUGGCGUAAUACAUUGUAUGAAUAUACUGUCAACGAGAAAAAUGUACCAGAAUCUUACACAAAAACUACAAGUAUAGAAAAGCUGAUAAUUUUGUACGCCAACAAUUUUGUUGAACAAUUUAAAAUAAAAUAUCCGAAUAGAAGACAGUUGGUUUUAAUACUCCUAAAUGAAUGCGGUGUACAGAAAUGUGUUUGCACUACAAUCAAACCAUCUCGAUUAGUCUACCCCAAUUUGAGAGAUUUGAUCAGUUACAGUGAGUUUGUUGCCAAGCACAUAACAUAUAUCAAGUUAGAAGAUCCUGUGACUGUGCCUAACAAAAUCAUGUCUCCCACAACAACAAUAGAAAUGCAAACUGCUAAUUGUUUUGAAAUGGCGAUACUGUUGGUAUCUUUUUUAAUUGGUUGUGAGUGCAAUGCUUUUGUUGUUUAUGGUUAUGCCACAGAAAUCGUGUGCAAUAAUGAUCUAAAAAAAGUCAAGAUAGACCUAGAAGAAUAUGAUCCACAAAAGUCAGAUUCCAAAAAUAUUUCGGAAGAUUUAGAUGACGCGAAUUCUUUAGAACCUACGAAUGAUUUGUGCAGCGAAUAUGUUAAGUUUCUUCUAGAAGAACAACAAAAUAAAACCGUGAUGAAAGAUGAAGUUAAAGAGAUCGACUUUAAUGAUUCUUCUGAUUCAUUAUUUGGGAAACGAGUGCAUGCUUGGGUCAUAAUUAUUCCAUUACAAAUCGAGGACGAAAAUAUAAACGAGGUUCCAUAUUUUAUUGAACCUAGUACGGGUGAGCGGAAAGAAAUCUCUGAUGAGAAUUAUACUGGAAUAGAAGCUGUUUGGAAUCAUAGAAAUUAUUGGGUUAAUUUACAGUCAUCGGGCGUAGGUUGUACGCAGUAUAAUUUUACUUUGACGAAUACAAAGUGUUGGGAAAAUUUUUUACCAGAUAAACCUCAAAGUUUACGAGGCGAGACAUUAGAUUUAAAGCAUAAUGAAAAUACAACAUUUAAACAACUUGUGAUGCCCAACUCGUGGGUCAACGUUUUAGAAGUUCCUAGGAACAAAUAUCAUAUGCUAUAUCCAAGCGGUAAAAAAGUUGUAACAUAUAUGAAUGCGAUCAAAGAGUUUUAUGCUGAUUACAUCAUGCCGGAUGGAUUAAUUGAAAAAAACACAUUUUUUACUGAUUCCGAAUAUGUUAAUAAAACAUUUGUUACAGAAAUAUACAAACAUAGAAUAGACAAGUUGAUCAGCGUUGAGACAAAAUAUACCACUAAAGAAAAUGAAACUGUAGAAUAUUUUAGAAGCGGCAGGGAUGACUUUUUAAAUUCACAUACGUUUUAUGGGGCUUGUAACAAUAUAAAGACCAAGCGUUUUGUUACGUUUUUUAAUCUGAGACUUGAUUCAAUGGCUGAAUUAAACAUCGAUGAAAACAGUUUUACAACUACGUUUAACGAUAGAUCAGAUUUAUUAUUCUGCCGCAAGUGUAUAUUUCAAAAAACAGAAAAAAACGAUUGCCACAAUUUAAACGUCAAGAGGAAACCUACGAGUAUCGUUGAAAAAUAUUUAAGAGAUGAAUCAAAACAUAAAGAUCAAGAUAUUGCCACCAUAAGUUUUAAUCUUGAAUCUAAUAGUAUUUAUGUUCAAUAUCAAUAUGGUGAAGGACAGAUAACGCAAUCAAGUAGACUAUUUCAAAAGCCCACUAUGACAAGAAAUGAAGAGUUUGAUACUAAAUCUGUUAUUGAAGAUAUUGUUUAUCCAUAUGAGGGACAUUUAAACACCCACGAAGCGUAUAUCAUGUUACAAGAUAUGAUUGAAGCCGAAAAGGAAGCACUUCGUAACGUAUCGAAACUAGAGGAUGAUAUUAUAAAAAUGAUAGAGAUCCGAUGUCGAGAACGAAUAGUGUUUAAGUUAAAGAUCGAUUCAUUGGAUUGGGACAGAAAUCAUGGGAUCAGAAAAUUACUCCAAAACGAAAAAGAUAAAAAGCUCGCGCUUUCUAAACGAGAUAAAGCAAAACAAAUAGAUAACUCUUUGCCAUACCAUGUGAUAAUUAAAAGAUUAUUUACACAAGAUAAGAUUGCUUUAAACGUUCGUGAAAAAAUCAUUCAAAACUUUACACAAAAUACCAAAAAACGGUUUAUACGAACUAAAAAAUUAUUUAUAACGAAACAAUUUAAGUUACAAUCCAUGGUGAAGGCUCUAGAAACUGACCGGUUUAAAGAAGUUGAACUCAAGAAUAAAACGUUAUUAUUGUGUUCGUUGUUGAAAAACGAACUUAACGUAUUGGCGUUGAGAAUGGAAAGAUACAAUGAAACUCGUAUUGAUAGAUACAAUAUCUUGGCAUCAUACUUAAAUAGCUAUCCUGAUUUUAAAACUUUAUCACCUUUAAAAUUAUAUUUUUAA
Molecule: messenger RNA, 2748 nt
Organism: Macrosiphum euphorbiae (potato aphid)
Lineage: Eukaryota; Metazoa; Arthropoda; Insecta; Hemiptera; Aphididae
Source: the annotation of a GenBank genome assembly